Molecule: messenger RNA, 945 nt
Organism: Dromiciops gliroides (monito del monte)
Lineage: Eukaryota; Metazoa; Chordata; Mammalia; Microbiotheria; Microbiotheriidae
Product: olfactory receptor 5B12-like
Exons: 1
Coding region: 1-945 (314 amino acids)
Biological process (GO): G protein-coupled receptor signaling pathway; sensory perception of smell
Cellular component (GO): membrane
Molecular function (GO): odorant binding; olfactory receptor activity; G protein-coupled receptor activity
Source: RefSeq, a predicted model, not a curated record
AUGGAGAACAGAUCUGAAGUGAGUGAGUUCAUCCUCAUAGGAUUAACAGAUGCCCCAGAGCUUCAGGUUUCUCUCUUCAUCAUGUUCACCCUCAUCUACCUGAUCACCCUGGUAGGCAACCUGGGGAUAGUAGCUCUGAUCUCCUGGGAUUCCCGCCUCCAUACCCCAAUGUACUUUUUCCUCAGUAAUCUCUCUCUGGUAGAUGUUGGGUACUCCUCAGCUGUUACCCCAAAGGUGAUGGCUGGGCUCCUCACAGGGGACAAGGUCAUCUCCUAUAAUGGAUGUGCUACACAGUUUUUCUUCUUUGGGGCCUUUGCUACUACUGAAAGUUUCCUCUUAGCCUCCAUGGCCUAUGAUCGUUACGCAGCCGUGUGUAAGCCCCUACAUUACUCUACCACCAUGACAUCAACUGUAUGUGCGCAUCUGGCCAGUGGUGCUUACAUCUGUGGCUUUUUGACCUCCUCUAUAGUCAUAGGAAACAUUUUUAGCCUUUCCUUUUGUAGGUCCAAUGUGAUCCAUCACUUUUUCUGUGAUGUUCCCCCUCUCCUAGUUCUCUCUUGCUCUGAUAUUCACAACAUUGAGUCAAUAAUAUUUAUCUUAGGGUCAUUCACUACCUUUUUACCAUUUCUUGUCAUCUUUACCUCUUACUUAUUAAUCUUCAUCACCAUCCUGAAGAUCAAUUCUGCUGACAGUCGACAGAAAGCCUCCACUUGUGCUUCCCAUCUUGCUGCUGUGUCUAUAUUUUAUGGGACAAUCAUCUUCAUGUACUUCCAACCCAGCUCAAGCCAUUCCAUGGACACAGACAAAAUGGUGUCAGUGUUCUACACCAUUUUCAUUCCCAUGUUGAACCCUCUGGUCUAUAGUCUUAGGAACAAAGAUGUGAAGAAUGCUUUUAGGAAAGCUGUGAGUGGACAAAAACUUCAAUUUGAUUAUCUUUUUUCUUAG